CUUUUCUUGAAUGUGUUGCAGAAUAGCUGGCAGAAAGAUGAACUAUCUGUGUAAAGAAUUUUCAUCAAGGUAGCUAAAAUUGUGGCCUGUGCUGGGAAAAUCAUCUAAUGUCUCAACCUCAACCAGGAGUCAACCUGUGGGUCUGUUACUGUCUCUGACACAAGUCAUAGGCACAGAUUUAAUAGCAGAAGUGCUUUUUGUAAAGGUUUCCAAAAUGUCAGAUGUUCAUGACAUUUUAGAGUUAGAGCGGCCUAACUCCCCUGAAAUCAGUAAAGCAGCAAUAUUAGGACUCCGUAGCAAUGCAGUACCUGUUAAGAAGAAGGAAAAAGACGUGAUGAGGAGGCCUGAGGGCAUGCAUCGUGAGCUAUUUGCUUUACUUUAUUCUUCUGAUGGCAACAAAGAACUGCCUCCACUGCUGCAAACUGAUUCAAUGCCCCAGCAAGGCUAUAAGAGAACCAAAGCUCGGCUGGGUAUGCGACGAGUUCGUCCGUGGGCAUGGGUGCAAUUCUGCAAUCCUGCUCGUAAAGAUGGAGCUCUUCUCUAUCACUGGCGCAGAGUUGCUGAUCAGGGCAAAGAAUAUCCCUUUGCACAGUUCAACAAGCACGUUGAUGUUCUGCAGUACACAGAUUCCGAAUACCGAGAUCACCUUGUGUCAGAUACAUGGAGUCGUUCUGACUCAGACAAAUUAAUGGAAUUAUGUCAGCAAUUUGACCUGCGCUGGCCAGUCAUUCAUGACAGGUGGCCAAGAAAUUCAACUGAGGACUCGUGGACUGAUCAACAAAGUGAUUCCAUGGCCCGCUCCAUGGAAGACAUCAAAGAAAGAUAUUAUUUUAUCACUAAUACCCUUAAGAAGGUGCGCAGACUGACAGGAGCUGAAGGCAAAAUUGUCCACUACGAUGCUGACUUGGAGAGGAGGCGGAAGCUGCAACUCACCAGACUGUGGGAUAGAACUCCUAAACAGAUCGAAGAAGAACAGCAGCUGCUGAGUGAGAUGCGACGUAUUGACGCCCGGAAGAAAGAGAGGGAAAGGAAGACCCAAGACCUGCAGAAACUAAUAGCGGGGGGUGGGGGGGAGUCUGCUGCAGGGGGAGACUCUACCCCCUCAGCGCGCCGUCAGAGCAAGCAGUACAAGAAGAGGAUGUCCACGGGGGGCGUCGGUGUGGGCCUCAAUAAACUCGGCAAACAGGACAGCUUGACGAACAGCUCGAGCGGCAGCGGCACAUCCGCUCUCCACGGUGCCUCGGGCACGACUGACGGCAUACGGUUCCCUGAGCUGCGCAGCUCGGGCGUCGCGCUGCGCUCACAUACACUAAAGCUGCCAGCGUCGCUGGGGCUCAAGAAACUCAAAGCUAUCGAGCAUCUUCUUACUGAACUCAACAUAGAUCAUAACCCAAUGCCUUUAGAAGAGCUGUGCUCGGACUUCAACGAGCUGCGCAGUGACUUGGUGGUGAUGUACGAACUACGCACCGUCCUGCUUAACUACGUCUUCGAGUUGCAGACCCUCAAGCACCAGUACGAGACCAUCAUGCCGAACCAGACUUUGGUGAUCCCAGAGAGCCUGGAGGUGAUGACAAGUGCUGGCGAAGAGUCGCCUGCCAAAACUCGCGGAUUCUCCGACAGUCUCGACUCCGUGACCAACACACCUGGCACGCCUAACGUGAGUUGCCAGGAGAUACUUUUUUAACCAGGGGUCGUAUUACUGAACAUAGUUGAUACAAGUUUGUACCUCCGUCAGCAAAUUACUGACGGCUUUAUGAGCUCAACCCACAAAUCAAAUGUGAGAAAUCGGCCACUUUAUGUACUUAGAGUGAGGUUUGGUAGUUCAGCUCCGUACGUGUACAGUUAUUGUCAAUAGACUAACUUUUACUACAUUCUCAACUGUUCAUCUAUCGUCAGUGUGUGAUAAUAAAACCGAUCUUCUACGAAUACAUAUACUGUCGUCAAUGCUAUUCGUAUUUGAAUAUCAGGUAGUGUGAUUUACAAGUAACAACCAGUAAAUAAAUAACUAAUUCGUGUACCCUGGACUGGGUCAGGUGUCAAUUGGCUUGCUGAACUGAGUGAUAUCUACAUGGGUUGGUCGAAAUAAUGAAAACGCCUG
This is a messenger RNA of Hyalella azteca, 2098 nucleotides long. It is a transcript of the gene DMAP1, whose product is annotated as DNA methyltransferase 1-associated protein 1. Bases 215 to 1684 code for a protein of 489 amino acids. The transcript has 9 exons. Gene Ontology annotation, biological process: DNA repair; negative regulation of transcription by RNA polymerase II; chromatin remodeling. The record is from RefSeq and is a predicted model, not a curated record. Lineage: Eukaryota; Metazoa; Arthropoda; Malacostraca; Amphipoda; Hyalellidae. Gene Ontology annotation, molecular function: transcription corepressor activity. Gene Ontology annotation, cellular component: nucleus; NuA4 histone acetyltransferase complex; Swr1 complex.